AGAAAAGGUAAGAGCAAAGGCCGUCCACUGAGUGUAGCUGUGCUCUGAAAAUAUCCACAGGUGAGCGUGAAGUUCUGGACUGCAGGCCAAUGAGCUGAUUGAAACAAAAGAAGACAUUUUAGGACUACACCUUGGACUGAGGGGAGUCGUGAGCAGACUUUUUUAUAGACUAACGAUUAAUUGAAUAGAUAAUCAACAGUACAGAAAACUGGAACAGAUGGAUCUUCUGGUUCUGCCCUCCAUCCUUCUGGUCAUUUCUACUGUCCAUGCUUUCCAGUAUACAGAGUUGGUGCAGUACAUUGACAGCCAUCAAGAAGAAUAUGUGGAGGCUCUGCGGGACUGGGUUGCAAUCGAAAGCGACUCCAGCAACAUCUUGAAGAGAUCGGAGCUACACCGCAUGAUGGAGAUGGCGGCUCAGAAGCUGAGGCUGAUGGGAGGGACUGUAGAGCUGGUGGACAUCGGAGAACAGGAGCUUCCUGACGGGCAGACGUUAGCGCUGCCCAAAGUGGUGACGGCCCAGUUUGGCAGCGACCCAAACAAACACACAGUGUGUGUCUACGGUCACGUGGACGUCCAGCCAGCGAAGCUGGAGGACGGCUGGGCGACGGAUCCCUACAACCUGACUGACAUCAAUGGUAACCUUUAUGGAAGAGGAGCAUCAGACAACAAGGCCCCAGUUCUGGCCUGGAUCCAUGCCGUGGAGGCUUAUCAGGCCCUCAGUAUGGAGCUGCCGGUGAAUGUGAAGUUUGUCAUCGAGGGCAUGGAGGAGACGGGCUCCAAUGGCCUGGACGCCAUGAUCCUGGCCCAGAGGGACACCUUCUUCUCUGACGUGGAUUACAUCGUCAUUUCAGAUUGCGGCUGGCUGAGCGUACGGCCCGCCCUCACCUACGGCACCAGAGGCAACUGCUACUUCUAUGCUGAGGUUGAAGGACCGAAACAGGACUUACAUUCGGGUGUGUAUGGAGGCACUGUGAUCGAACCGAUGACCGACCUCGUUGGCAUUCUGGACACACUGAUCAGCCCCAGCGGUAAGAUCCUGAUUCCUGGGAUCAGGGAGGCCGUGGCUCCCCUCUCUGACGAGGAAUGGAAGAUGUAUCAGGACAUCCAGUUUGACAUGGACAACUACAAGAACAAGAUCGGUGUCAACCAGCUCAUGUACAACAACAAGGUGGACUUGUUGGCCCACAUGUGGCGCUACCCCACUGUCUCCAUCCACGGCAUUGAGGGGGCCUUCUCCGACCCUGGCACGAAGACCGUCAUCCCUGCUAAGGUUACUGCUAAGUUCUCCAUUAGACAAGUUCCCAACAUGGACCCUGCUAUGGUCAAGAAACAGGUAACAGACUACCUUCACUCGGUGUUUGCCAAGAGGAAGAGUCCUAACAAGCUGAAGGUCACCAUGGUGAUCGGGGCCAAGCCUUGGCUGGCUGACACUCAGCAUCCCCUCUAUGAGGCUGGGAAAGCUGCCGUCAAGAGAGUUUUUGACACGGACCCUGAUCUCAUCCGUGAGGGCGGCACCAUCCCUAUUGCCAGAACCUUCCAGGAUGUGACGGGGAAGAGCAUCAUCAUGAUGCCCAUCGGAGGCUUUGAUGACGGGCUGCACUCCCAGAACGAGAAAAUGAGCAGGUACAACUACAUUGAAGGAACCAAGUUAUUCAUUGCCUACCUGAACGAAGUCUCCCAGAUUAAGAAGAGCAGUGUGUGAAGUUUCAUGGCAUUGUUAAACGACCUGCUAAACCAUUCCAGCUACCGUGAGCUCUCCCCGACCCGAGCCUGGUUUUAUAUUUUCACUGUGCCUUUAUCUGUCUUUCGUCCAUUUCUCUGUGUCUUACCAGGGUUUUAUUAUUUAUCUGCAUCUCAAGCGCCUCCUCCCUUCCUGUCUCGCUUUUCUGCUGCUUCUCUGUCUCUCUGGCAGUUUAGUCAGUAAAAGUGUGUUUAAAUAAUGCCUUUAUUCUACUCAUUAAUGUAGACAAAAAGAGCAACAAAAUCUAUCUAUCUAUCUAUCUAUCUAUCUAUCUAUCUAUCUAUCUAUCUAUCUAUCUGUCUAUCUAUCUAUCAUUUUGACAUUGUGUGUGAAUGUAGUGGCACAUGUCACUCCUUCUUCGUUGCAUAUGUGGCAUACGUUCAUGCUCCAAAUAAUGUCAGACCGUACUGUAAGUGUGUGUGCGUGUG
Messenger RNA from Chelmon rostratus (copperband butterflyfish), 2169 nucleotides. RefSeq lists its product as uncharacterized. NCBI's taxonomy places the organism in Eukaryota, Metazoa, Chordata, Actinopteri, Chaetodontiformes, Chaetodontidae. The record is from RefSeq and is a predicted model, not a curated record. Gene Ontology annotation, biological process: proteolysis. Gene Ontology annotation, molecular function: metallodipeptidase activity. The transcript has 13 exons. Bases 218 to 1702 code for a protein of 494 amino acids. Gene Ontology annotation, cellular component: cytosol.